GAAGGAGGGAGGGGAAAGAGGCAAACCUCGAAUCGCUCAGCAGCCCGUGGCUGUUUUCUCCGAUCCUAAGAAGGUUCCCGUGUGGACCCACACUCGGGCUGGGAACAUCGCUUUAUCGGGGGAGCGAUGCAAGUCUCCAUAGCAUGUACAGAGCACAAUCUGAAGAGUCGCAAUGGUGAAGACAGACUUCUGAGCAAACAGAACCCCAGCGCCCCGAAUGUAGUCAAUGCGGCCCGGGCGAAAUUCCGGACGGUCGCUAUCAUCGCUCGAAGUUUGGGAACGUUCACGCCUCAGCAUCAUAUUUCUCUGAAAGAGUCAACUGCCAAGCAGACUGGCAUGAAAUAUAGGAAUCUUGGGAAAUCAGGACUCAGAGUUUCCUGCUUGGGCCUUGGAACAUGGGUCACUUUUGGAGGUCAAAUUUCAGAUGAGGUUGCUGAAAGACUAAUGACGAUUGCCUAUGAGAGUGGAGUCAACCUCUUUGACACAGCGGAGGUGUAUGCUGCUGGCAAGGCUGAAGUGAUCCUUGGAAGUAUCAUCAAGAGGAAGGGAUGGAGGAGAUCCAGUCUGGUCAUCACAACCAAACUCUACUGGGGUGGAAAAGCCGAAACGGAAAGAGGAUUGUCACGAAAGCACAUCAUUGAAGGACUGAAGGGGUCCCUGCAGAGACUGCAGCUAGAAUAUGUGGAUGUUGUUUUUGCCAAUCGACCUGACAGUAACACACCCAUGGAAGAAAUUGUCCGAGCGAUGACCCAUGUGAUAAACCAAGGAAUGGCCAUGUACUGGGGUACCUCCAGGUGGAGUGCUAUGGAGAUUAUGGAAGCCUAUUCUGUAGCAAGACAGUUUAACAUGAUUCCACCAGUAUGUGAACAAGCCGAGUAUCAUCUUUUCCAAAGAGAGAAGGUGGAAGUACAAUUACCGGAACUAUAUCACAAGAUAGGGGUUGGAGCAAUGACCUGGUCUCCCCUCGCCUGUGGGAUCAUCUCAGGAAAAUAUGGCAACGGUGUGCCUGAAAGCUCCAGAGCAUCCCUCAAGUGCUAUCAGUGGCUGAAGGAAAAAAUUAUAAGUGAAGAAGGAAGAAAACAGCAAACCAAACUAAAGGACCUUUCUCCGAUUGCAGAACGCCUGGGUUGCACCCUACCUCAGCUAGCAGUGGCAUGGUGCCUGCGGAAUGAGGGAGUAAGCUCUGUUCUCCUGGGGUGUUCCAAUCCUGAGCAACUUAUAGAAAACCUCGGUGCCAUACAGGUCCUCCCAAAGAUGACAUCACACGUGGUGAACGAGAUCGAUAACAUACUUCGAAACAAGCCGUACAGUAAAAAGGACUAUCGCUCCUAAUCGCUGCAUGAGGUGAUGGAAGUGCAUGGUUAAAAUAAGGGCCUAGACCCAGUUCAGAACUGUUCCAAUAUCCAGUCAUCCAAGUCACUUAGCAGCCCGCUGCUCAACCUCUAGCGUUCCUGGAAUCUCCGCGGCGUCCGCUGUCGCUACCACCGUGCACCAAUGUCGGAAAGCACACGCAAAAACUCGCCACCAACAAUAGCGAUUCUAUUUUCUUAUCUAGGACUGAAGCCGCCGCCCCGAUCCUUGCGUUUUUGCUCUGUGUACCUCAUGCUUGUGCAAUGAAAAGUAGAUGGAAAACAAAAAGAUUUAUAACCUUCAGGUAUUUGGUAACGUAAAGAAGGCUGUACAGAUAUAUUUUUUCAAAUGAACAAAAUCCAUAGAUGUGUUUGUGAGAAGCAAAAAAUGUCUUAGCUACAAAGUCUGGAUGAGGCUUAGGAAAUAAGAUUAAUUCAGGUCUUUUUUUCUUUUUUCUCUGGAAAAUCAAGAGUUUUCUUUCCCUUGGUCAUGAGCAAAGCUAUUUGUCUUUAUUAUAGAUGGGAAUCUCAAAAGCAAACACAGAAACACCUUCCCUUGAGGCAGAUGCAAUUUGUGCAUAACACAGUCUUAGAAGGUCCCUGGGGAGCACAGAGAGAUUAAGUGACUUCUGGGUCCUAUAAUUAGUAUCUCAUGCAGGACUUGCAUCCAAGUCACCAAGGGCAGCCUCUCACUUGUCUUUGUUACCUUUACUUUUAAAUAUCAGCUGUAGUUGUUUGGACCACCAUUGACUGUCUUCUAUACUUCUGUCAGUGUUCCUAUUCAGAUAUAAGUAAUUAUGUUCACUUACAGAUUAAAUGAAUAGUUGAUAAGAGAAUGAAUCAUAUCAUAGUUAACCAGAGAUGUGAUUGAUGGCAUUAUGCAAGAGAGGUAAAUGUAUGCUUCUAAGGAAUCUUAGUUCUGAAUAAAUCACAAAUCAAUGUAUCUGCAAAGUCUUCAUUUUGUCCAUUUUGUUAAAAGCUGUUCCAUACAUUUGACUGCUUGUAGGUAUACCUUCUGAAAGUUUCACUAUUUGAGCUUUUAAGAUAUACAUGUGCUCAGUUGCAAUUUUAUGCUAUAAAAUGCCCAGAAAAAGCAAAUGUUUAGUACUAAAAAUGACUUCUGGGGUUUUACUAUCAAUCUAAUGUUUAGUAUUUGGGGGAAGAUGUCAACAUGAAGCAGGUCAUGUAUUUCACGGAGGUGCUGGGUCACCUAGGCAAUGGAUUUUGGUCAAUAUGGAGUCCCUCACUGACCCAUUAAGAAACAGGUGAAAACUUCCUGAUGGCUCUGUAACCCCAAUAGGUGCAUUAAGCCAUUGUAUGCAUGAGAUACAGCAUGGGCUAAAAGCAAACGGUUUGGCUGGGCACUAGUCGACCUUGAAUUUGAGUUGUGGUGAAUCCUGUUGCUGAAUCAUCUAUUUUAUUCUUCUAUAGUAUCGCAUCUGCCACUUGUAGCCACUUAACAGAGAUGCUGUGAGCUCCCGCCUAUCCCUCAGAGGGAAGGAAAUCUGUGUUUUGGCUGGUGGCCCAUUAAUGAUCAGACCACCAGAAAAUACAAAAUUUCAAUCCUUAUUUUUUCAGCGACAGGACCAUGUUCCUUUUACAUGAAAUACUUUGAACCCAAAGAAUGUAGAAUUAGUAUAGACUUGUAUUAACGAUCAUUCACAGAGAUGAGUGGUUCAAUGCUAAAUCUUAAAGGGUGAACAUGGAGCACCAACAAUUUUUCCUUGAUAACCAUCAACUUGUAACUAUUCCAUGGAGAAAACGUUGUUCCCCAUUACCACCCUCAUCAGUAUCAUAAUAGUAUCAAAUUCAUGAUAAAAAUACCUUUAAAAUUCAUUUUGUAUUUCACCUGACGGUCUACAUGUGUAUAAGUGAGCUGUGGUACCUCGUAUCAGGAAUUGCAAUCUACUUGCUAAUCAUUUGCUUGGAGAUAAUAAAAGUAUUUUGUGCA
Messenger RNA from Sarcophilus harrisii (Tasmanian devil), 3300 nucleotides. RefSeq names its product potassium voltage-gated channel subfamily A member regulatory beta subunit 1 (gene KCNAB1). NCBI's taxonomy places the organism in Eukaryota, Metazoa, Chordata, Mammalia, Dasyuromorphia, Dasyuridae. Gene Ontology annotation, biological process: negative regulation of delayed rectifier potassium channel activity; transmembrane transport; potassium ion transport. Gene Ontology annotation, cellular component: juxtaparanode region of axon; voltage-gated potassium channel complex; extrinsic component of cytoplasmic side of plasma membrane. The record is from RefSeq and is a predicted model, not a curated record. The transcript is spliced from 14 exons. Gene Ontology annotation, molecular function: potassium channel regulator activity; voltage-gated potassium channel activity; transmembrane transporter binding. Bases 127 to 1332 code for a protein of 401 amino acids.